Chironomus riparius is the source of this 441-nucleotide messenger RNA. The record is from the annotation of a GenBank genome assembly. Lineage: Eukaryota; Metazoa; Arthropoda; Insecta; Diptera; Chironomidae.
AUGUUUAAAAAAAUUUACGAAUGCAAGUCGAAUGAUGAAUUUGUAACCAUUGAGCGAUGUGACAUGACUGAUGGGAAGCUGUGUUUGAUUACGGACACGAUUAAACCAUUAAUUAAGCCGCAUUUUGAAAUCUGCUUCAGUAAAUCAGAAAAUUCAAAGUUUCGUCAAAUUGGAAAAUGCCAGCGAUUUGAUGCCUGCACAUUGACCAACCCGAAUACUAUGAAUCCAAUGAUGAGAAGACUUCACAGUUACUGGAAGAAAUUAGGAUUCUUUACAAACUUAGCUGGAUGUCCGCUUACAGGACACUUUGAGACAUGCAACAUUAAUCUUGACACGAAUUUAUUGACUUUUCUGCCAAAAGGUGUCUUGCUGUAUACAAUGAGGUAUGAUAGUGAUGGUAGAUUUGUGCUUAAUAUGUCAAUGCUUUUAAUUAAUACUUAA